CAGGCUCAUUCAUCCGUAAUGGCGGUUGGAUAGCCGAUAUCGGUUCUCUGUGGAUGGCCCUCCUUCUCGUUAUCCUUCUGGUAUUCACAAAGACUCUUCAGAGUUGUUGCUGCUCCUGCAACAACAAUCGUCAAUUAGUGCUCUCGAGGCGGAUUACCUUGAAAUUCGCAUCAGGUACUACUGCCGAAUUUGAAAAGUUCUGUGGGUGUAGUCUACGUGAGGUGGGCAGAAAUGGCGUCAUGGCGCUGUCUGGAGUUGGCUCGGGGUGUUGGGACGUCGAUACUGUUUCGAGAGGCGGCAGCGUUAGGGAGCUUGAAAUGGAAGCGAACCGCAACGGCAGCAGGAGCAUCGCAAAUCACAAACUGUCUGCAUAGCGUAGCCUCCAAUUCAAAGCGAGAGCCGCGGCCCGUAAAGACGCGCGUAAUGACGCAAGAGAGGGGCAGUGGGGAAACUCAAACCACGGCAGAUAAGUAUGAGGCCGUGAUAGGUAUAGAAACUCAUGUACAGCUAGGGACAUCUACCAAGGCAUUCUGCUCCUGCCCUUCGGAAUACGGCAGCGAGCCCAAUGCCAAUGUGUGCCCCGUCUGUAUGGGACUUCCCGGCGCACUUCCUGUCUUAAAUGCGGCAGUGGUGGAGUCUGGCGUCAAGCUGGGACUAGCUUUGCAGGCAAAUAUUGCGCUGAAGUCCAAGUUUGACAGAAAACAGUACUUCUACCCUGAUUUGCCGAAAGGAUACCAGAUUUCCCAAUUUGAUAUCCCCAUCGCUGAGAAGGGCUAUAUCGAUGUCGAUCUACCCGUGGAGUUUGGUGGUGGGCAUCGUCGUUUCGGGGUAACCCGAGUUCACAUGGAGGAAGAUGCUGGAAAACUAAUUCACGCUGGAAAUGAUCGUCUUUCUGGAUCUUCUUCAUCUCAGGUUGAUUUGAAUAGGGCUGGUGUGCCUCUACUGGAGGUCGUUUCUGAACCAGAAAUGCGAACAGGGCUGGAGGCUGCAGAGUACGCUGCAGAGCUACAACGAAUGGUGCGGUACUUGGGUAUCAGCAAUGGCAACAUGCAGGAGGGCUCAAUGCGUUGUGACGUCAACAUUUCUAUCCGCCCUAAGGGUCGUGAACAGUUCGGUACCAAGGUGGAGAUCAAGAACAUGAAUUCGUUCUCGGCAAUGCAGAAGGCCAUAGAGUUUGAGAUGGACAGGCAAAUUGCUCUUUUAGAGGAAGGUGAAAGAAUAAAGCAAGAAACAAGGCUUUGGGAAGAGGGUUCUCAGCAAACCAUCAGUAUGCGGAGUAAAGAGGGCCUGGCAGAUUACCGAUAUUUUCCUGAACCAGAUCUGCCAGAAGUCGUGCUGUCUCAGGAGUAUAUAGAUACAACCAGAGCAAAUUUACCUGAGCUUCCAGAUGCAAAACGCCGGCGUUAUGAGAGCUUGGGUCUCUCUAUGCAAGACACACUUGUGCUUGCCAACGACAGUGAUGUGGCAGCAUUCUUUGAUGAAGUCUUGGAAAAAGGAACAGAAGUGAAGCAGGCGGCGAAUUGGAUCAUGGGAGAUGUAGCUGCUCAUCUGAAAAGUAUCAAACUUACCAUCACUGAAGCUAAAUUAACACCAGCGUCGCUUGCAGAGCUGAUUGGCCUUAUCAAGGAUGGCACAAUUAGUGGCAAGAUUGCAAAAGAGAUUCUGCCAGAACUUAUUGAGAAAGGUGGCAGCGCAAAGGGAGCAGUUGAAUCAAAGGGACUCAGCCAGAUUUCGGAUCCUGCUGUCAUUGAGAGCAUGGUGGACAAAAUUUUGGCGGAUAACGUGAAGCAGGUCGAGGCUUACCGUGGAGGCAAGACCAAGCUUCAAGGAUUUUUUGUUGGACAGGCAAUGAAGGCGUCAGGCGGGAGAGUAAACCCAGGUCUUCUCAACAAAAUCCUGAUGGCUAAACUCAAUGGCUAGUACCCUCACGGCUUGUUAAUUGCCUACUUUUGAAGAAGGUUUUAAGUAGAACUGGCCACGGUCAUGUACAAUACAGGCUCAGAGACACUAGUUGGACUCCAUUCAAGAGGUGUGUUUUACCUGGUAAAUUAUAGGCUUUAGACCUGAGUGCUAAUGGCAGGGCAGUGUUCUUGCUUGAGGGGAAACCAACAGUAUUCUUUGCAAGAUUUCAAUUGAUCUCUAACCACCACCUAGCAUUUAAAAUUCUACGAUUGCAGCAUUGCACCAAGUUUCUGCUCCUGAAUGUGCGACAACUUGCAGAUUUCUUUCAGUUCAUUUCAAUGUACCUUGUUAAUAAUAUUAUGUUAUGUGCAGUA
Messenger RNA from Physcomitrium patens, 2276 nucleotides. Its product is annotated as glutamyl-tRNA(Gln) amidotransferase subunit B, chloroplastic/mitochondrial. Gene Ontology annotation, biological process: glutaminyl-tRNAGln biosynthesis via transamidation. The record is from RefSeq and is a predicted model, not a curated record. NCBI's taxonomy places the organism in Eukaryota, Viridiplantae, Streptophyta, Bryopsida, Funariales, Funariaceae. Gene Ontology annotation, molecular function: glutaminyl-tRNA synthase (glutamine-hydrolyzing) activity.